AUGGAAGGAUUGACGGUACCGGCGUCCGGACAGGCGCAACAACAGCCCAAGACUCGGCGACCGCACCGGCCUCGCAAGGACUACACCAAUUUGGACACGGUAUUCGACUCACUCGACGACCUCAAAACCGCCCUACGCCAGUACAUGGACAAUGCCACGACCGCCGACGCCCUCCCGCAAUAUGUCUCGUGUGCUAUGACCUUGUCGACCGAUGCCGCCCUGCCUCUCAAGUCCCCCGCCGACGCGACAUACCCUCAGCGACGCGCCAGCUAUGUGCCCUUUGACGGCUUCGGCGAUGACCUGGAUCUCGCCGGUCACAAUGUCGGCGCCAUCGCUCCUGGACAAGCAGAGCAGGAGCAGGAGCAAGACCAAAAUCAAGAGCAGCAGCUGGCAUACAAGGCGGUGCUGGAACUGGUAAACAUCGACGACCUCAAGCAGCGACAGAUGUGGCAGCGCGCGGCAGCCAAGGGCAUCGUCCAGCAGAUCCAGCACCUCGAUGGCUUCAAGUACUGCUUCAACAACAACUGGUCCAGCAAAGACGACAACGGCUACCGCUACUCAUACACCUGUCUCGACUCGCUCGAGAACAAAGACAGACACGCCAACGGCUUCCGUGCUACCAAUGCCGCAACCCGUCGUCCUGGCGCCAACACCCGCGGUGUCCGCAAGCCAACCUACGAUUGCAAGGGUCAGAUUGCCGUCAAGUUCUCUGCUCUCCGCCAGUCUGUCGAGGUUGUCUAUAAGCAUCACGCAAUCCACAAGACGGUUGCAGAGAGACGUCCACCUCCACGCAAAGACUCGAAACGAAAGUCUGCCACGCACCCCUCCGUCUCGGAAACCACCCCUGAUGCCAGCUUGCUAUCCUUUGCAGACGAGGACACCCAUGACGGCGCCUUCAUUCUCGACGACAUUGACCACUCAGUCUUCCGGCCCUACUCUGAUCCUACAGAAGCUCCGAUCGUAACAAAGCCACCUCGAAAGACCAAGGACACCAACACUCAGCCGCGUCCAAAGCGUCAAAAGAUUCAGCCUCUCCAGCUGGCAGAGCAACCAGAACGCCCCAUGUCUUUGGUCGAGAUCCUCCAGCAGUCCAUGACUCCGUCUGAUGUUCCGUCUAGUGUUCACGAGCCUCAAGCUCAUCCAUCGCCACAACACCCCCCCUCACUUUGGCAGACACCAUCUUCAGCUCCUGUCUCCACCUCGUCCAACAUUGUUCAUGGACACUACACCCCGCUCGCAAGCCGUCCCAGCUUUGCCCAUUCCUACCAACAACCUCAGCCGCCUGAUGUUGGCCGUUUCUCAAAGCUCGCUGUGCCGUGCUUCAAGUGCAAGGCUGCGCAAACCCAGUGUGAUGGCAGACAACCUGUCUGUGACUCCUGUCAGCUUCGGGGGACUGUUUGCAACUACCCUUCAAUCCUGAGGUUUGACAAGGCACCCGUUCCUGACUCGCGCUGGAUUCAAGUACAACCCACGCAGAAUGGGCGUGGUGUAUUUCGUGUGAACCAGACUCCCGCGGCCAGCGCUUCGACCAUUCCUGCUCACAACAUGUUUGCCGGCCAACAAGGUCCAUGGUUUCCUCAGUCCUGA
Molecule: messenger RNA, 1587 nt
Organism: Aureobasidium pullulans EXF-150
Lineage: Eukaryota; Fungi; Ascomycota; Dothideomycetes; Dothideales; Saccotheciaceae
Exons: 3
Coding region: 1-1587 (528 amino acids)
Biological process (GO): regulation of DNA-templated transcription
Molecular function (GO): DNA-binding transcription factor activity, RNA polymerase II-specific; zinc ion binding
Source: RefSeq, a predicted model, not a curated record